AUGACUUGUCCCGGGCAACGUCGAGGCAGCUACUAUCACGAGCCAAUGCAACAGCAAGGGGUAUAUCCAGUGUGCGUUAUCAAGUGGCGAGGAGAUGUAGUAGGAAGACUAGAAAGAAGACUCUGGCACGGGGAAAAGUCAUCGAAUCUGACGCGUGCGACCUCCCGCCAACUGCUGGCAAAAGCCAAUGAGUCUGCGAGGGCUACAUCAGGGGUAGCUGGGAGAUACACCUCUAAAUUAAAUAAGACGGAUUUUGCGACUAUAAACAACCAGCUAUCGGUCCUAAUGGAGGUGGUGGCACAUUUGGGCCUAACACCGGAGUCCAGCAAAAAUGACAUAGAUAAAGCCAAUACAAGGGCGGAGAUGGCGAACGUGGCCUGGGGCGUAGCUGCGUACAGAAGAUGGAAGCUGAAGCCGAAAAUGUAA
Messenger RNA from Diatraea saccharalis (sugarcane borer), 426 nucleotides. The record is from the annotation of a GenBank genome assembly. NCBI's taxonomy places the organism in Eukaryota, Metazoa, Arthropoda, Insecta, Lepidoptera, Crambidae.